GCUGGGCGGUGAGGGGGCCUGGCACCGUGCGGGGAUUCCCAGGGACAUCCAUCUUGGUGAACUGCACAUACCGGUACAACCAGAAGAAGAUGCCGAAAUUCUGGUGCAAACCGGGAUUAAUUUCUACCUGUGUUAAAGACUUCGUCAUCACCUCGGAGCAGGAGCCCGUGGUGCGGCGGGGCCGAUUCUCCAUCGAGGACAAUCGGGCACAGCGGAUGUUCAUGGUCACCAUGGAGGACCUGGCCAAGGAGGACGAGGGCACCUACCGCUGUGGGGUGCGAACGGGCAUAGGCCGGUUUGAUGAUCAUGACGAUGUGAACGUGACUGUAUUCCUAGGCUGCUGGGCGGUGAGGGGGCCUGGCACCGUGCGGGGAUUCCCAGGGACAUCCAUCUUGGUGAACUGCACAUACCGGUACAACCAGAAGAAGAUGCCGAAAUUCUGGUGCAAACCGGGAUUAAUUUCUACCUGUGUUAAAGACUUGGUCAUCACCUCGGAGCAGGAGCCCGUGGUGCAGCAGGGCCGAUUCUCCAUCGAGGACAAUCGG
Egretta garzetta (little egret) is the source of this 545-nucleotide messenger RNA. RefSeq names its product CMRF35-like molecule 1. NCBI's taxonomy places the organism in Eukaryota, Metazoa, Chordata, Aves, Pelecaniformes, Ardeidae. Gene Ontology annotation, cellular component: plasma membrane. The transcript has 2 exons. The annotation marks the transcript as partial. The record is from RefSeq and is a predicted model, not a curated record. Gene Ontology annotation, molecular function: transmembrane signaling receptor activity.